AUGCAAGAGGCAAUUGGAGCUGAAUAUGGAGAAGGUUUUGAGACAUUUAGACAGGAUGGGCUUUUAAAGGUUGAUGUGGAUUUUUUGAAUGAUAGACUGCAAGAAGGUUUCCUUCAUCGGAUACGCUAUGCCAUGAAACCAGAUGAAGCCUAUGGUCUUGUUUUCUCUUGGGACAAUGUUGUGACGUGCAUUGCCUUAGUCUUGUGGAGAGAAUGGAACACUUGCAUGCAUGCAAAAGAUCUUAGUGCUCAUGGGGAUCAAAGAAAACAGGAUGUUAUCUGGGAUUUUGAAAUAAAAGAAUAUGGACAGUAUUCUGAUUCAAAUGCUGGUAUUUUGGAAAGAGAGAAAGGGAGGAGAGGGGCUGAUACUCGAUCAAUAAAGUUGAAUGUAUGGAAGCAGCUUGCAAUUGAAGAAGGAAAAGAAAUUCCUGAAGAUGACCGUGCUAAAAGACUGAUGCUAUAUGCAGAUGCGGAUCACAUACUGCACAAGGGAUUACUCUGGGAGACAGAAGAUAGUGAAGUGGAUAGAUUGAAGUUACGACUAUCCCAGCUAUAUCAUGAUAAUCUACUUGGGCUUAGAGAACCAAUUGAGGGACUGGAAGAAUGGCUGGAUGCAGUAUCUAGAGUUCACAUACCCUGUGCUGUUGUUUCAUGUCUCGAUCGGAUAAACAUGGUAGGUGCCCUGGAGCGUAUGGGACUCAAAAAGUAUUUCCAGGCUAUUGUGUCCGAGGAAGAUGGCAUGGAGUCAAUAGCCCAUAGAUUCCUUUCUGCAGCUAUGAAGCUAGACCGCAAACCAUCCAAGUGUGUGGUGUUCGAAGAUGACCCCAGGGGCAUAGCUGCUGCCCACAACUGUACUAUGAUGGCAGUAGCAUUAAUUGGUGCACAUCCUGCGUAUGAUCUGGUGCAGGCUGAUCUGGCAGUUGCUAGCUUCAAUGAGCUUUCAGUGAUCAACCUCCGGAGAUUAUUUGCUAACAAGGGCUCUACUUUUAUGGAUCGGCAAAAGGAGAUUGCAGAGAAAUCUCCUCCCAAAAGAAAGCUAACUGUUGAUACAUUAUACUAA
Messenger RNA from Dovyalis caffra, 1059 nucleotides. NCBI's taxonomy places the organism in Eukaryota, Viridiplantae, Streptophyta, Magnoliopsida, Malpighiales, Salicaceae. The record is from the annotation of a GenBank genome assembly.